Molecule: messenger RNA, 1908 nt
Organism: Striga asiatica
Lineage: Eukaryota; Viridiplantae; Streptophyta; Magnoliopsida; Lamiales; Orobanchaceae
Source: the annotation of a GenBank genome assembly
AUGGUGUUAUCGUCCCUCGCCGCAUGGAACUCAAGCAUCAGACAAGCCGCAAGCCAUGGCGACCCUCGAAAGGCCCUUCUCCUCCUUCGCCAAAUGAAACAACGACAAACCCCCGACAACUUGACUUUUCCCUUCAUCGCCAAAGCCUGUGCGAAGCUAGCAGACCUUAAGCUCUCGCAAAUGGUCCACGGGCACGUGGAAAAAACACCCCACAGUUCGGACAUAUACGUGCAGACGGCAAUGGUCGACAUGUACGUGAAAUGCACUCAUUUGGAAUGCGCACAUCAACUGUUUGAUGAAAUGCCCGUGAGGGACUUAGCUUCUUGGAACGCUAUUAUCUCGGGUUUCGCUCGAGAUGGAUAUUUGGAAAAGGUCUCCUUGUUAUUUAGGAGGAUGAGGCUCGAUGACGGUGUUGUGCCCGAUUCAGUUACGGUCAUGGGUUUGACCCGAUUGGCGUCAGGGAUGAAACAUGCCAUGUUUUUGCACUCUGUUCAUUGUUUCGGGUUGAAAUCCGGGUUUGAAAAGGAUGUUUCGGUUGCUAAUACUUUUAUAUCUGGUUAUGCAAAGUGCGGUGAGUUCCGCUCGGCGGAGAGGAUUUUUCUCGGCAUAGGUUCGGGUUCUCUUAGUGUCGUCUCGUGGAAUGCCGUAAUUGCGGGUUUUGCGUAUUUCGAGGAGUCGGACAAAGCCGUCCGGUUUUACUUAAAAAUGUUGAGGGAUGGGUACAAACCCGAUUUGAGUACGAUUCUUAAUUUGCUCUCGUCCUUUGCCCGUCCCGAAUUUUUGUCCCACGGUGUGGCCGUUCACGCGCACGUAGUGAAAUUAGGGUGUGAUGUGAACAUCCGCUUGCUUAACACGCUCGUCUCCAUGUACUCAAAGUGUGGAGAUAUUAACUCGGGUAGAUUUAUAUUCGAUCACAUGAGCGAGAGGUCGUGCGUGACGUGGACAGCUAUGAUUGGUGGGUAUUCGGAGAAAGGCGAUUUGGACGAAGCUCUCUCCUUAUUCCGUACCAUGGAAGCUUUCGAGGAAAAACCAGAUAUGGUUACCGUUAUCCAUCUUAUUGCGGCUUGUGGGAAAAUCGGGGCCCUCGAGGUGGGAAAAUGGGUGGACGAGUACACUGUUUUAAACGGGCUCAAGAAAAAUCUAAUGGUUCGUAACGCAUUGUUGGAUAUGUACUCGAAAUGCGGGAGCAUGGCGGAUGCUCUCGACAUUUUCCUCACGACUCCCGAGAAAAACGUCGUCUCGUGGACUGCUUUAAUCGCAGGGUAUGCACUGAACGGGGACUCUGAUACAGCACUAGCUCGUUUUCACGAGAUGAUAAGGUUGGGUUUGGAGCCGAACCGCGUAACUUUCGUGGCCGUCCUCCAAGCGUGCACUCACGCGGGUUUUCUCCAAAAGGGUUGGGAUAUUUUCAACUCGAUGACACGAGAUUACGGAAUUACCCCUGGAUUGGAUCACUACGCGUGCAUGACCGAUCUCCUCGGCCGUCGAGGCAAACUUCACGAGGCACUGGAGUUCAUUCGGCAUAUGCCUGUCGAGCCGGAUGCCGGGAUUUGGGGUGCUUUGCUGGCUGCAUGCAAGAUUCACAAAAACCUUGAGGUGGGGAAGCACGCAGCGAAUCAGCUCCUGCAGUUGGAGCCGGGGGGCGCAGCCCCCUACGUUGAGCUGGCGAGUUUGUACGCGUGGGAGAGAGAUUGGGGAGGGGUUUCUGGUGUUCGGAUGAGGAUGAAGAGUGAGGGAGUGGGGAAAUCGCCCGGGACUAGCAUGGUGCGUGUUGCGGGGAAGAGUUACUCGUUUACAGUGGAGGAUAGGGGCCGUUGGAUGGGGUGUGGGGUGUUUGAGACGUUGGAUGGUUUAGUUUUGCAGAUGAAAGAUGAAGGCGAUUGUUUUGUAGUGACGGGGGAAGUUUAG